Oncorhynchus mykiss (rainbow trout) is the source of this 1564-nucleotide messenger RNA. RefSeq names its product neutrophil cytosolic factor 4 (gene ncf4). Gene Ontology annotation, biological process: respiratory burst; phagocytosis; superoxide anion generation. The record is from RefSeq and is marked provisional. Lineage: Eukaryota; Metazoa; Chordata; Actinopteri; Salmoniformes; Salmonidae. Gene Ontology annotation, cellular component: cytoplasm; NADPH oxidase complex. Gene Ontology annotation, molecular function: protein binding; superoxide-generating NADPH oxidase activator activity; phosphatidylinositol binding.
GGUCUCCAUCAACAUGUCGUCGCUGCCCAAGCAACUACGAGACGAGAGUGAUUUUGACCAGCUUCCACACGACAUUCCCAUCAGUGCCACCAUCGCAGACAUCGAGGAGAAAAAGGGCUUCAUCGACUAUUAUCGUUUUGUGAUAGAGGUAAGGACCAGAGGUGGUAGUAAGUACCUGAUCUACCGGAGGUACAGCCAGUUCUUCAACCUGCACAGUGACCUGGAGCUGAAGCAUUCACCUGGAGACCAGGGCACAUCUGGACCUAACACCUGCAGGCUGCCCACCCUGCCUGGUAAAGUGUUCAUUGGCAAUAAGAAGGAGAUUGCAGAGAAUAGAAUUCCAGAACUCAACACUUAUAUGAAGAGAUUGCUGGGCCUGCCUACCUGGGUUCUAUUGGAUGACGACAUCAGGAUGUUUUUCUACCAGACUGAGUCAGACAGUCAGCACCAACCACGAGCCCUGCGUCGCCUCCGACCCCCUACACGUAGGGUGAAGACAGUCAAAACCAACCAGACAGAUGUCUUCUCCUCCCCCAGAGCUGAGGUGGUCUUCGACUUCAGUGGGAGUGGACGACUGGAGCUGAGUAUGAAAGCUGGAGAGGUGAUCUUCCUUCUGAGGAGAGUUAACACAGACUGGCUGGAGGGCACGGUGAGCAAUCGAACAGGUAUCUUCCCAGAAUCCUUUGUGAAGAUCAUUAAGCCCCUCCCAGAGAGUGACUCUGAUGGCGAGAGCGGUGGCGCUUCAGGUAAAGGGGCGGGGUCUUACAGCUGCCUGCGCUGCUACCUGCUCACACCCCAGGGCGUCGACACCAGGGAUGUGUGUGUUGAAGAAGAUAUCUCCACCCAGCCAUCAUACAAAGAACUAUUGGCACGCAUGAGAGAUGUGUUCAAGGUGGAUGGCAACAUCGCCCUGAACUACCGUGACCCCGAGGGUGACCUGGUGCGUCUCCUUGACGACGGGGACGUGGCGCUGAUGGUGGCCGAUGGGCGGGGUCAAAGGUCAAAGGUCAAGAGGCCUGUCAAUCAGUUUCCGUGGGAACUGCAUGUUACCGCGGCCUCUGACCUGUCUGUGUAUAAUACUGAGAUAUAAAGACAGGGAGAUGGAGGUUUUCACAUGUUUCUGUACUCGCUGAAGAGAGGCCAUUUUGUGUUUGCUUCAGUGUAUGCACGCUUGCAGGUGCACCUGUCUGUCCAUGCCCUUGUGCGUGUGAGUCUCGCCAGCUUGCAUCUGUAAUCCACUGCAAACCUGCAUGUAGUAGUCCGGACUGAGACCCAGUGACAGGGUGACAGACUUUAAUUAAGGGGACAGACGCUGGAUUGUAACACAUUACAGAAGUUAGUCUGAUUGAGCAAUGUGAAUGCAACCUAAAAGGCACACUAGGCCCUACAUAGUGCACUACUUUUCACCAGACGCCCCGGUCAAAAUGAGUGCACUAUAUAGGGAACAGGGUGCCAUUAGGGAUGACACCUUAGUCACAUUCAUUAGUAUGUCUGUGUUUGGUGGCUUUAAACGUGUAACAUUUCACCUGUACUGUUGAGUAAAUGUUAAUAUAAGGACAUUUAA